GCCAGCGCGGCGGAGGCGGCUCACUUGCCUUCAGCCAGUGUGUUCAGUGAGGGCGAGCGGAGGUGGAGGAAGGUCAUGGAACUGGAGAAGCGUGAGUUGGCACGGUCUACGUGAUAAAGGCAGGUGGCACCUUGGCACAGGGCUGAAUUAAGUAAAUGGGCUGGUGUUGCAGUCUCUCCAGAGACACUGCUAUCUUUGUGUCCGCGAUAGCAGGAGGCAGCAUCCGGUCCUAGCCUAGUACCCAUUCUUGCCCUCAACACCUGCCGCCAUCUCCACCAUGCAGUCCCGGGAAGAUGCUCCGCGCUCCCGCCGCCUUGCCAGUCCCCGUGGUGGGAAACGACCCAAAAGGAUUCACAAGUCCACGGUUUCGGCUUUUUUCACCGGCCCGGAAGAGCUGAAAGACACUGCUCAUUGUGCAGCCCUGCUGGCACAGCUCAAGUCCUUCUAUGAUGCGCGGCUGCUAUGUGAUGUGACCAUCGAGGUAGUGAUGCCUGGUAGUGGGCCUGGCACAGGCCGCCUCUUCCCUUGCAACCGCAAUGUGCUGGCUGCCUCAUGUCCUUACUUCAAGAGCAUGUUCACUGGCGGCAUGUACGAGAGCCAGCAGGCGAAUGUGACCAUGCACGAUGUGGAUGCCGAGUCCUUUGAGGUGUUGGUUGAAUAUUGCUACACGGGUCGUGUGUCUCUGAGUGAAGCCAACGUGCAGCGCCUUUAUGCCGCCUCUGACAUGCUACAGCUGGAGUAUGUUCGGGAAGCCUGUGCCUCCUUCCUAGCCCGCCGCCUUGACCUGGCUAACUGCACCGCCAUCCUCAAGUUUGCUGAUGCCUUCGGCCAUCGCAAGUUGCGAUCACAGGCCCAGUCCUUUAUAGCUCACAAUUUCAAGCAGCUCAGCCGGAUGGGUCCGAUUCGGGAGGAGACUCUGGCAGAUCUGACUCUGGCCCAGCUGCUGGGUGUCCUGCGCCUGGAUAGUCUAAACAUCGAGCAGGAACAGACAGUGUGUCAUGUGGCCAUGCAGUGGUUGGAGGCGGCUCCCAAGGACCGGGGUCCCAGCGCUGCAGAAGUCUUCAAGUGUGUCCGCUGGACACACUUCACUGAUGCAGAUCAGGAUUACCUGAAAGGGCUUCUGACCAACACCACUGUGAACAAGUACUGUCUGGACCUUAUCAAAGGGGCCCUGCAGAUGCGAUAUGGUGACAUGUUGUACAAGUCUGUGGUGCCAAAGCCAGGGUGCAGCAGCAGCAGCUAUGUUGUAUCCACAGCAGAAAAUCCACCCCAGAGGCUGGGGGUGUGUGCCAAGAAGAUGGUGAUCUUCGUUGGGCACCCUAGAGAUCCCUUUCUGUGCUGUGACCCAUACUCUGGUGAUAUUUUCAAAGUGCCGUCACCUUUGACUUGCCUUGCUCACACUCGGACAGUAACCACCCUAGCAGUCUGUAUCUCUCCGGACUAUGACAUCUAUCUAGCUGCCCAGCCAAGGAAAGACCUCUGGGUGUAUAAACCAGCCCAGAAUAGUUGGCAGCAACUUGCAGAUCGCUUGCUCUGUCGUGAGGGCAUGGAUGUGGCCUACCUCAGUGGCUACAUUUACAUCUUGGGUGGGCGAGACCCUAUUACUGGACUUAAAUUGAAGGAAGUGGAAUGCUACAGUGUUCAGAGGAACCAGUGGGCCCUUGUGGCUCCAUUACCCCAUUCCUUUAUCUCCUUUGACCUAAUGGUAAUUCAGAACUAUCUUUAUGCUCUCAACAGUAAGCGCAUGUUCUGCUAUGAUCCUAGCCACAAUAUGUGGCUGAAGUGUGUUUCCCUUAAGCGCCAUGACUUUCAGGAAGCUUGUGUCUUCAAUGAUGAGAUCUAUUGCAUCUGUGACAUCCCAGUCAUGAAGGUCUACAAUCCAGUCAGAGGAGAGUGGAGACAGAUUAAUAAUAUUCCUUUGGUGUCAGAGACCACCAACUAUCGGAUCAUCAAUCAUGAUAAAAAAUUGUUGUUGAUCACCUCACGCACGCCACAGUGGAAAAAGAACCGGGUGACUGUCUAUGAAUAUGACAUUAGCAGGGACCAGUGGAUUAAUAUAGGUACCACAUUAGGCCUCUUCCAAUUUGAUUCUAACUUUUUUUGCCUCUCAGCUCGUGUUUAUCUUUCCUGCCUUGAGCCUGGUCAGAGUUUCCUCACUGAGGAAGAGGAGAUACCAAGUGAAUCUAGUACUGAAUGGGAUUUAGGUGGAUUCAGUGAGCUUGAUUCAGAGACAGGAAGUUCAAGUUCUUUAUCUGAUGAUGAUUUGUGGGUCCAGGUAGCGCCUCAGUGAUAUGCACAGGAUCAGCAGUUUGUUGUAGCUACGUUGAGACACUAAGGUUUUACUGCUUUGGAAAGUAUCUUAAAGAAAUACCUUUUCCCUUUACAGGAAAAAAGAAAGGUUGGUUGAUUUCAGGUUUUAUUUAAAAAAAUAUUGUUUGAAAGACUAAUGUAAUUUAAUGUUAGAGAAUUUAAGCACUCCAAAAAAUAAACCUAUUUAAUAAUUUACUGUGCUAAAAGUCCAGUAUUGAUUUGAUUGUGUGGUAUGUUUAUGUUUGAUUAUGCUAAUUUUGCCUUGCAUUUUGUUUAGCGCCACAAGUACAUUUUGUUUAGCGCCACAAGUACAGAAAACUGAGUGGAUAGGAAUUACUAGAUAUGGUUUUGAAAGUAUAUAUUUUCCUUGAGAACAGUAUUAGAUUUCCAAAACUUUAAACUGAAUUUUUACAAAGUGUGUCCUAACCUAAAUGUAUUUUACUAAGUUUUAGUUUAGUUUCCUCCUUUUUUGUGGAGAAAAAAAAGUGCACAUUUGUUUAAUGUGACUGAAUGCUGAUUUGUAAUGUUACUGAAUGUAAUAUUUUAUAGAAUGGCAUUCACUGAUAGUAAAAACAAAAUAAACCAGGAUUUUACUCUUGGAAAAGAAAUUUCAGUUUUAAAUUUGUAAUAUAAAAUGUGUAUUUGCAAAUAGUGACCAAUUUUUUAUCUAAAAAUAAUUCCAUUCUAGCAGUGUCACCUGUCAUCUACAAAGCUUAAAAACCCAGUAACUUGCUUUGUAUGUUCAAGUUUUUUCAUCUAUACGUGGUACAUGCUUCAUUGAAUUAGAGGAAUAAUCCUUUUUUUCACUGGACAUGAUUAUGUAAAUUUUUAUCCAUUGUCUUAACUUAUUGUGAUUCUUAAAAUAUUUUGGCUAUAUAGUUUUAGUGUUCAUCUUAGAAGAUCGGUCAGCAAGAUGUGAUCAUUCUUUACUGUUUUGCGAGGCAAUACUGGUUUUGAAAAUAUGUAUAAGCUAAGAACAGUAUUUUAUUGAUUAAUAGUUAUUGUAUCUAUCAACUAUAAAAUCAAGUGCCAGAAAAGAAUUUUAAAACUCUAAGUUUUAAGUAUAGAACUGUUUUGUGUAGCACUGAAAUAGUGUCAGUUUUGUAAGUCACUAAAUGUUAUUAUCAGCUUAAAGGUAUUUUUGUACUAAAACUUUACAGUUCAAUAACAUAAGUGGAUGAUGGCAUUUGGGGCCAGUAGUGAAAGUAUAUUUCGUCUAAAAUAUUUCCAGUGGUACUUAUGAAACACAGUGGUACACAUGGUUAUUUUAUUAGGGUAUUUGUAUCUCAUCUGUGUUUCUUUGUGAAUUAAUGUUCCGGUCUUUGUUUCUGUCACUGUAUGUAAGAAAAAGUACAGAAAUAGAGACUACAUCACAUAAAACCGACAUUGUUAAAUACAGGAAAAUAUAAAUUCUUAAUUACCUCUUAAGGUUUACUAGCUGUGGUUAUUAUUUGUAUACAUAAUACAUGACCAGAUGCUUAUAGUGUUUAAAAUUUUCUAUACCCAAUUAGAAUUAUCUUCAUUUAGUAACAUGCUAAUUCCUCUUCUAUGUGUAUUUGCUGGUACCAGAAUACUAACAUUUCAUACACCCUGGCAGAGUGCUGAGGAGUGUGCUCUUACAGUUGGGAAACUGAAUUUUUUAAUGAAAUACCAUAGAAUGAAAAUGAAGAGAGGACAACACACAAGGUUUAAAAAAAAUCUUCUCAGCCAUUUUUAUUGGCCAUUUUUAAGAGUCUACAGAACAUUCCCAUUUAAUAUUUUUAGUGAAAUAAGAUGCUUUCUUAGCAGUAUAUGUUCCUUUAAAAGAUCAGACAUACUUUUAGUUGGCUAGGGCUAAAUUUUGUUCCAUUUGCCAUCAAGGGUGUUAUAAGCACUGUACUUAUCACAAAGCCUUUUCUCAGUAGUGUUAUUUUUUACCAACUUUUUCUUUACCAGUAACUUCUUUUCGAUAGCUUUUUGUCUUUUCGUGUUGAAAUAGGACAUUGUUGAUUUCAUCUAUAUUAUUCAUCUGCAGAACUAAGGUAUGUAACCAAUUUAUAAAAGACAGAUUCUCCAAUUUGUCAUUUUCAACCUUUCAUUUAAAGUCUAAGACAAAUGGUAGUAAUAUCUUUAUUGACAAAGAGAUUUCUUGGGAAGAAUUUUGGUUUUGUGAUAUAUUUGGGAAUUAGGGAAUAGAUGUUAACUAUUAUUUUAUAGAUAAGUGAUUUGUAUGUGGUUAGUUACAAAUAA
Messenger RNA from Artibeus jamaicensis (Jamaican fruit-eating bat), 4539 nucleotides. Its product is annotated as kelch repeat and BTB domain-containing protein 6. Bases 278 to 2290 code for a protein of 670 amino acids. Lineage: Eukaryota; Metazoa; Chordata; Mammalia; Chiroptera; Phyllostomidae. The transcript has a single exon. Gene Ontology annotation, molecular function: protein binding. The record is from RefSeq and is a predicted model, not a curated record.